AUGAACAACACUGUCUGGUUGACAAAUGCUUCUGUCCAUUCCAACAACUCAAUUGCAGUGCUUUCAGAAAAGGGAGACCCUACUCUUAAAGAUAGUGUCUCUGGAUUGACCUUAUUGGAGAGCUUUAAUUAUCCGUGUGAAACUUUUUUAGCCCUGCAUGAUGCUAGGACUGAACACAAAAACCGGAGAGAAACACUUCCCAUCUUCCUGGAAGACAGAAGACGACCCAUUGCCUGGAAAGGAAGUGUGUACCUCACAUUGGGCGCUUAUAACAACUCUUCUGUCAGCAUUGUGGUCUUAGCAUCGGCAGGAACUGUGAACAUAAUGCGCUGGGAUGAACAAGUCAAGAGAUGGCACGUUGGUUGGACUGUACCGGUGCAUCCAUGUGAUACUUAUGGGGUAUGUGGACCUUCAGGGCUUUGCAAUAGAGAUCAAUCUCCAAAUUGUGAGUGCUUUAAAGGGUUUGUACCAAAUUCAACUGAAGAUUGA
Camellia sinensis is the source of this 489-nucleotide messenger RNA. Lineage: Eukaryota; Viridiplantae; Streptophyta; Magnoliopsida; Ericales; Theaceae. The record is from RefSeq and is a predicted model, not a curated record.